AAACCAGAAUAUGAGUUUCAAUGAGUCGUGUUUGUCAGAGGAGAAGUACCCUUUGAAUAUAACAAGUUUUUAAGCAGGCGUUCUUUUCAUUAACGUCACAUUUCUGAAUUAAAAUUGUUUUCUUUUUUGUUUGUCAGAUCUAAUAAAAUGUCUUAACUGUUGUUUUCGCUAACUAGGUAGAAAAUCAUCAUAAUUAAUAGUAAUAAAGCCACAAAAGCAUCAGUCUGUGUGUAAUUAACCUAUAUAGAGUGUUUUACUUAUCAAAUUGAAUUUCUAAAUCCAUCCAUCCAUUUUCUCUACACCCUUGUCCCUAGUGGGGUCGGGAGGGUUUCUGGUGCCUGUCUCCAGGGAAGGUUUCGGGUGAGAGGCGGGGCUCACCCUGGACAGGUCGUCAGUCUGUUGCAGAAUUUCUAAAUCAAAUGAACUUAAUUUGCCUGACUGCAAGUGUGAAAUAGUCAGGCCUGGUGUUGAUCGCUGCAUUUGCAAAUGAGGCCUUCCAGGUUAUAUAAUGUAGGAAAAAAGUUUGGGUUUUUGAAUUUGUUUUGCUAGAACAUCAUCAUCCUCAGGCUCCAAAAUAUUUAAUUCGUAGGAUGAAAAAUUAAGCAAAUGCACAGCCAAGCUGGAGCUCUCCGUUUUUCCUUUUUUUACUUACUUUACUUGAUGUGUGUAUUUUUUGGUAAUUCAAAUCUAACGUGGAUUAAAUUUUUCUACGUCGUCAAGUUGAAUAAUGUAAUCCCUCUUGAUUCAUUUACCCGUUACAAUUUUCAUACUUAACGCUUUUGAAGGAGAAGUACUUCUUAUUCCUCGACAACAAAACUAGCUUAAAGAGAUCUCUUCUUGCUAACUCACACUUAGAUAUGUCUCCGGUUGUUGUUUUAUUAAAGAAAAAAGGGCUCACAAAUUCUGUCCUUCCUUCAGUCACGUGUCGGCAACCAUCCGUCUUCGUGGAAGAGAAAACGCAGCUCGUUUGGCCCGAGUGUCUCAUCACAGAGCUCCCGCUUUGCUUUCUGAGAGGUGGGAGCUGAAAAUUACGUCUCCCCGUGUGUUGCAGUCUGUCCACCGGUGCAGUCAUGCUGAACCGCAUGGCAAAUAAUGGAGAGAAACACUGAUUCGGGGAAAUUAAUCACUGUUAAACAAGCAACUAAGUGCCCUUGAAAAUGACAUUGCCGCACAUCUGUUUGCAAAUAGCCGGCAUCUGGCCGAGAUCAUAAAUGAUUGUGUUUCUGCUUAAGGACAACAAAUAUUUAUUAGGACUCACCGACGCAGUUAUGAAUUCUCAUUAAGUAAAACUAACUGUACAUAAAUUACAAUAAAGCAUUGUUUUUGUUUUAAAGUGGCAUCAACAAACACAGCAUUCUGGUUGAUUGUGAAUUUCAUUACUUGCUACGGAUAUUAAUGGCCACAUCUGAUUCUCAGUCUAGACCUCCUGCAAAAAUAAUGACUAAUUUGCAUGUAGGAAAGGGGGGAAACAAUGCAAGUAGAAAAUCUUGAAAAGUUUGCAACAUCAAAUCAAGCUUUGGUCGAUACAUUUAGAAGAAACCUACAUCCACCAAAAUGAAAGAACUCGACGGCACACAAACGUCAGUGGGUAAAAUCUCGCCUCUGCAGCUGAAUUGAAAUAAGAUGUUAUCUCUUUUGACGUGUCCCAUGAAGAAUGAACCCAGGUCCUCUGGCUAUCUCUUCCUGCCUGUUCGCAGGUUAUAUUUCACACUGAAGAAGAAGACCUCUGCGAUGUCGGUUACUGUGAGUCCCUGCAGCCUCCCCAUCGAAUGGAGCCUGGCCGCUCGGACUCUGAAGGACAAACCGCUCAAAAACCUGCAGUGGAGCACCAAGAAAAGCACGCCCGAGGUGUGGUGGCGAGGCCCUGGCACAGAAGAGAAAAUCCACAGCUUCACCGGUGACACAGUGGACGCCUACAACGGCCCUUCACAUCUCAGCGCUUCUGUCUACGUCGUGAGGCUGCGUUCAGAACUGCAAAGCACCAGAGCUACGGUCUUCCUCCACGAAGGCCAAGGGCCUUCAGGCAUAUUCCCUCGACUACCAGCUGACCCGCGAGUUCACAAGUUAGGAGUUGGUAUGACCAGUGUCACCCUCAGCUGGCAGCCCAGUGCCUCCAUAACAAGCCUCCCAAAAGCCAAAAACGGUUACGAUUAUUGCGUCCUCGUUAACUCUCUGCAAAACUACCCCAGCCUCUGCGCUGCUCAAGAGAGGGAGAGAGGGGAGAAAGAUCGGAGUCAAGGCAAGAAGGAGAAAAAGAGGCAAGCAACACCAUGGCCGAUCUUAAAAGAGUGGUGGUGGGAGCAGUGGGAGAGUUAUCCCGAGUCCCAGAGUCUGCCGUCUUCACUUGCUGAUGAUUUUGAUAAUCUUCAGUGCGCGUGUCAGGGGACGGAGAACGUUUGCACGGUCUCCGAGCUCCUGCCUGACACCUCGUAUUACUUUGACGUUUUUGUGUUGGAUAAGGUGAACGGGACCAGCGCGGCGUACAAGGGGGCUUCUGCGCGGACGCACGAGGAAGCUCAAGCUGCAGUCCUGCCUCUGAGAGAAGGUGAGCUAAGGUGGGUGACCUUUCAGGACGGAGGCUCAGACUCGCAGCAGUUCUUCAGUUUCCGUCCUCGGGGAUGGCAGCAGAGUGGCCUCCUCACCUUGCAGAGCUGUGGUGGGGGUGAAAAGAUGAAGGUAACUGUGUCCAGUAAGGGACGGGUUUUGACCACUCAGGGUGUGGAAGCAGAGUUAAUCCACAUUUGGCUCCAAGGAAGUCCAUCCUAUCUUAUCCACUUACAACAAGAAGGAACUGCAAUGAGCAAAGUAACUUCUGUUAAAGACGCAGCUCGACUAGCAGCUCUGAAAGCUUCGGUCAAAAUGCAAGUUUCAUCCGCCUACCACCGCAGAGGGGUCCCAUCUCUGCCGUCCACCUUGCAGAUAAAAUCUUUCAACCGGCUGCGAGGUUGCAACAGCGUCACACUGGCCUGGAUGGGAACGGAGGAAAGAAGUCUGUACUGUGUAUACCGCAGAAAGCUCAGUGGCUUUGAUGCAGAAGCUGGGGGAGCAUCGGCUCUGACCGCGCCCUGUCUGGGCCCAGAGUCUCGCUCCGACACUGAAAGGGUUCUCUGCAAGUAUUUCCAAGAGCUGAAUCCUCGACGGGCCGUCACUACAGCUGUGAUCGGGGGCCUGGAGCCAGGAGUGGCCUAUGUGUUUGAUGUGUAUCUAAUGAGACGCUGGGGGAUCCCUAUCAAGUAUGCCAGCAAGAUGGUGAAGACCAGAAAGGAAUGCUGAGCUGCCGCCCCCUAGAGGAGGCUCACAGGUUGUCCCGGUUUACGGGAAAGUGCAUCAGCCCCCGGACAUGCUGUAAAGAGACCAAGAGCUCAAGCCAUUUGAUUGUUGUCAGGAGGCAUUUUGCAACAAACAAACAAAAAAAAAAAGAAGAAAUGUUCUCUUGAAGAAAAAAGUGGUCGCACACAAACUCCACUUUAUCAAUGCAAGUGGACGGCAAGAAUUAGGGAAGGAUGUACACACCAGCAAAAGUUCAUAACAUUUACAAAACUUUUGUGCUCUUGUCAUUUUGUUCCUCGUUGCAGAUCCUCACAAUGACAUGCCAGUUAUCCAAAUGCUUUUUUUUUUUUUUUUUUUUUGCCUGUGUCUGGGUACAAUGGACGGGCAAGGUUUGAGAUGACAGAAAGUCAUUAUGAAAACAACAAAGGAGACUGUGCCAAAGACGCAACAGAAGCAGAUGGGGCAAUAAUGAGAGAAGAUCUGAGACGUAGGGAAUCGCAGCAUGCACCUGCAGAGCUGCAUUUUGUACAAACUAAUAAACACAGGUGGAAAUGAUCUUGAAGAUGCUAAAUUCAAAGUCUGUGUUUGUCUUUGUGUUCUGCUUUCGCAUGAAGCAGUGUGAAAUUUCUAGUGGCUUGCCUCAUUGUCUUUGAUGUAUUCUUGUGCUGCUUCAAAGUCAUCAAUAAAUACUAAGGUAUCUGUGUA
Messenger RNA from Poecilia latipinna (sailfin molly), 3975 nucleotides. RefSeq names its product protein NDNF-like. Gene Ontology annotation, molecular function: heparin binding; protein binding. The transcript is spliced from 2 exons. The record is from RefSeq and is a predicted model, not a curated record. The coding region runs from base 1624 to 3273 and encodes 549 amino acids. NCBI's taxonomy places the organism in Eukaryota, Metazoa, Chordata, Actinopteri, Cyprinodontiformes, Poeciliidae.